CACGUGACGCGGGCUCCAACCGUUCUAUUUUGCUGGGCCAACAUUUCCACACGUUUCCCCCACCACACUCUUUCCCGCAAAAAAUGGUUUCCACCGAAUUCACCGCCAAAGCCGAAGCCGUCAACGCCUUGACCAAACGCCCUUCCGAUGACGAAUUGUUGAGCUUGUACGGUUUGUACAAGCAAGCCACUGUUGGCGACAACACCACGGCCAAGCCGGGCAUGUUCGACUUGAAGGGCAAGUACAAGUGGCAAGCCUGGGAGGACUUGAAGGGCACUUCGCAAGCCGACGCCGAGGCCCAGUACAUCGAGUUGGUCAACAAAUUGCUUGCCCAAUACGAGUAGAUGCAUCUCGUGCCGGGGUUCCAGCGGCCUGUGUGGCCUCUCAGCCGUAGCUACGAUACAUACGCCCAAUAUAAAUCUGAAUAACAAACUCGUAGGUCUGGCGUGCUCAAUGUGCACGCGGCAUGGGCUUUCUCACCUUUUUCGUUUGCGUCUUUUCGACGCGCCGUUUCGCC
Metschnikowia bicuspidata var. bicuspidata NRRL YB-4993 is the source of this 517-nucleotide messenger RNA. RefSeq names its product long-chain fatty acid transporter (gene ACB1). NCBI's taxonomy places the organism in Eukaryota, Fungi, Ascomycota, Pichiomycetes, Serinales, Metschnikowiaceae. Gene Ontology annotation, molecular function: long-chain fatty acyl-CoA binding. The record is from RefSeq and is a predicted model, not a curated record. The transcript has 2 exons. Gene Ontology annotation, biological process: fatty acid metabolic process. The coding region runs from base 84 to 344 and encodes 86 amino acids.